AUGCACCGAGUUAACAAGCCGAGUGUUAGACAAGGUGCAACCGAGAGUUUCCCUGUUCCAACUGCAUCACUUCAAAGAUACCCUGCCGUCCAGCAGGGAGGUCCGUCGCACAAUCCCAGCGGCAGAGCGUGGACAGAACCGACAGCCGUCGAGGAAGCUCUCCGAAACCAGGGCGAGCAGCAGACCAACAGGACGACGACAACGCCAUCUUCCACGCCAAAUACCUUGCCUGCACUCGAGGAUGAUUCGACAUUGCAUCAGUUCGUAUGGGAUGACCUACCAGUCUCCUACGAAGGGGGUUCGUCGUUUAGCCAACAAACCCUACUCGCAAAUCAGAUAGAGGAGCUCAAAAUCGAAGACGCCCAGACGCCUGGCGUCGUCGAAGAGCUAGCCACUUUGCGGGGAAUAUAUCAGAAACACGACGAAUGGUCAGACCAAAGGCCGAAGAGGAAGACUCGCCGGCCGAACGCCUGCCCCCAAUCUUUAUUGCAACUACCACCGUCCGACUUUGUGAUCCGCCUUCUUCGAACUGUGACAGAGCACUCAGUCCUGUUCCUAUUUUACGCUGUCGAAAACCGCAAGCAAGUUGAAGAUCUUUGCCGGAGAGUUUACUUCUCGGUCGAGCCAGUGACGGUUGGGGAGAUCACUCUCCUUCACGGGUACCUCUCAGUCCUCUUCAAAGACAUCGACUUCGAGGCGCGCCCCGAGUUCAACCGCGAGGAAACGGAUCGAUACUACAAGCUAUGCGACUCCAACUUCAAGGCGGGCGUCGAGACGUACGAGGUGAUGGCGGUGCCAUCGUUCGAGCACACGCUCAUAUUGUUUAUCGCGGCUUUGAGAGCCCAGCAGGAUGAGGACUCGCCGCUGCAGUGGAGCGUCGUGUCGGCGGCCGCCAGACAUGUGCUCGCGUUGGGGUACAACCGGAAAGCGAGGCUCGACACGAUGCCGCCGCACGAAUCCCCCAGGGCCCGCCGCCUCUUUUGGCACAUCUACUUCGUCGACCGCGGCUUCACGCUGUCCCAAGGAAAGGCCCCCAUUAUCCAAGACAUGGAUGUCGAUGUCGAUCCGCUCGAGAUCUCCCAGCGGCCACAUAGACGGCCGUGGGAUAUGGUGUUCAGCGCCUUCAUCGAGCUCAGCAGGAUACAGUUGAGGAUCUACGAGAAGCUGUAUUCGCCCUCUGCCUCGAGGGCCAGCGAUGAAGAAAGACGGGCCGUGGUCGGCUGCCUCUCCAGCAUGUUGUCGCAGUGGUACGUCGUGUGGCGGAACAUCGAUUAUACCCACGCAUGCCGCCAAGACUUGUUCGAAUUCAGCCUCGCCGCCAUCGACGUCGUCUACUACUCCAUCCUUACCUUGACACAUCGCGGAGCAAGCUCGUCCAACUCGGCGAGUGAUAUAACGCCACAGUGCUUCGAGACGGCCCGGAAAGAAUUGAUUGCUCAUACCACUGCCUAUCCUCGAUUCUCUUCUGGUGGCUAUGCGUCAUCUUUUAGUUACUCAAUCUGGACACAUCUCUUCUCAUCCUUCACCCCCUACAUCAUCACGUUUAUCCACUGCGUCGGCCACGUAAACACAGAGGACUUGGGCCUCCUGCGCACUGCCCUCGAGAUUAGCGAACGGCUCAGUGGACUGGCGGAAUCGUGCAAAAGACAGCACGAGUUGUACCGGGCGCUCUACCGCAUCGCCGAGGCCUACCUCAAGGCCAAAAAGGCUCUUCCGUACGGGGACCUGACGCUGGAGACAGCGACCCAUCUGCCACUGCAACAGCCCAGCACCGACAACUGGUCCUGUUUUGACUCCAACAUCGAACCGAAUUCAUUCUCUGAGCUCCAUGUGGAAGACUGGAACGGUAGCUAUAUGGGGCAGAUGCCAUUUACGUUGGAUACACAGGCGGGAAAGGGGGGCCAUUAA
This is a messenger RNA of Colletotrichum higginsianum IMI 349063, 1908 nucleotides long. RefSeq names its product C6 transcription factor. Gene Ontology annotation, biological process: DNA-templated transcription. The transcript is spliced from 5 exons. The coding region runs from base 1 to 1908 and encodes 635 amino acids. The record is from RefSeq and is a predicted model, not a curated record. Lineage: Eukaryota; Fungi; Ascomycota; Sordariomycetes; Glomerellales; Glomerellaceae. Gene Ontology annotation, molecular function: DNA binding; zinc ion binding.